Molecule: messenger RNA, 1024 nt
Organism: Ricinus communis (castor bean)
Lineage: Eukaryota; Viridiplantae; Streptophyta; Magnoliopsida; Malpighiales; Euphorbiaceae
Product: vesicle-associated membrane protein 722
Exons: 5
Coding region: 158-820 (220 amino acids)
Biological process (GO): vesicle-mediated transport
Cellular component (GO): membrane
Source: RefSeq, a predicted model, not a curated record
UCUAAGCAAAAAUAAAAUAAAAUCAUUUCAUUUCUUACAAAUUUCCAUAUCAUUUCUACUUUCUUCAACAACAACACCAUCGCUGUCCCUUUUUAUCUUUUUCUUUUUGCUGCUGCUGCUGCUGCUGCUGUUGUUGCGGUAAGUAGUAAGUGUUUAGAUGGGGCAGCAAUCGUUGAUCUACAGCUUUGUGGCCAGAGGCACGGUCAUAUUGGCCGAUUACACGGAGUUCACCGGUAACUUCACCGGAAUAGCCGCUCAGUGUCUCCAGAAACUUCCGGCUAGCAAUAAUAAGUUCACCUAUAACUGCGAUGGCCAUACUUUCAACUACCUUGUAGAUAACGGCUUCACUUAUUGUGUUGUUGCAGUCGAGUCUGUUGGCCGACAGGUUCCAAUUGCCUUCCUUGAGCGAAUCAAGGAGGAGUUCACCAAGAAAUAUGGUGGAGGAAAAGCUGCCACAGCAACUGCUAAUAGCUUGAACAAGGAAUUUGGGCCCAAGUUAAAGGAGCAGAUGCAAUAUUGUGUAGAUCACCCCGAGGAGGUCAGCAAGCUUGCUAAAGUGAAAGCUCAGGUUUCAGAAGUCAAAGGAGUGAUGAUGGAAAACAUAGAGAAGGUUCUUGACCGCGGAGAGAAAAUUGAGCUUUUGGUAGACAAAACUGAAAAUCUUCGCUCUCAGGCACAAGAUUUCAGACAACAGGGAACCCAGAUGAGGAGGAAGAUGUGGUUGCAGAACAUGAAAAUUAAGCUGAUAGUGCUGGGUAUCUUGAUUGCCUUGAUUCUCAUCAUAGUAUUGUCCGUUUGUGGAGGAUUCAAGUGUCAUUAGUCUCAAUGAUGACGAACUUAUAGUUUUUUGGUUUGCAACUUUCUGUUAUAGUCUAUAUUACAAGACAGUGUUUGUAUAGUUUGUAUUUUGAAUAAUUUUUGUACUAGUGAUUUUGUUUACGUGUGGAAGCUUGUCAUUCAUCAUUACGAUCUCUUUCACUUGGUGUUGUGAUUUAUGAAUACCAUAGUGCCAUUAAAGCUGGAA